This is a messenger RNA of Salvia miltiorrhiza (redroot sage), 929 nucleotides long. Its product is annotated as nonsense-mediated mRNA decay protein 2-like. NCBI's taxonomy places the organism in Eukaryota, Viridiplantae, Streptophyta, Magnoliopsida, Lamiales, Lamiaceae. The transcript has a single exon. The record is from RefSeq and is a predicted model, not a curated record. The coding region runs from base 195 to 794 and encodes 199 amino acids.
GCCACAAUCAAUCAAUCAAUCAAAGUGAUCCAUGGAAAAAUCCAGUCCCAAAUAAUUAUGGUGACUCCUGUGCUAUAUAAAGGCGCCACCUUUCCUCCCUUGCCUCCACGCACCACCAAUUAUUGAACAACCCCAAUUUCUUUCUCUCAACUUUCCCCACCACUUAAAACAAAUUUCUAGAAAGAGAGAGAGAAAUGGACCAGAAGGAUGCAGAAUACUACUAUAUCAACCAAACUCACAAUUUCUAUCUUAAAAAAACACUUCAGUUCCUGCUCCCAAUUUCCAUCAUCUCUUUCUUAGUUUCCUAUUUCUCAGUUUUCUCCUUAUUAUUCCAUUCACUUGACAGAAAAUGCAUGUUCCUUCUCUGCAACGGCAUCCUCGCGUUUCUGGCCAAAAGCCUCACCUCGCCUCUCACCCAUGGAGAGAAGAAUUUCGACGACGAAGAUGCUCUUUUUUUCCGUGAAAAUGCAGCCUACGUCGAAUAUGUGGAUCAUACUUCGUCGGCGGUUCCAGAAGAGAUAGAGAUAAAGGUGCAAGACGACAGCGUUUCACAGAAUAUUAAUGCAGCGGAGGAGAUAGAGACUGAAAUGGUGACUAGUGAAGAAUGGGAAGGAGACGAAGACGAAGACGAAGACGAUGACAAUGACGAUGAUGAUGGAGAACAAGUCCAAGGCGUAGUGAGCGAUAUGAGGGUUAGCACGGAAGAGUUAAACAAGAAGUUUGAUGAGUUUAUUAGGAAAAUGAAGGAAGAAAUUAGGAUUGAAGCCCGCCAGCAAUAUUUGAUAGCAGUCUAGAACCAGAUCUCUUUGUGUAGAGGAAAAAAUAAAAAUUUUGUAGAGCUUCUCCUUUUAAUAUUAAUCUUCUUCUUAUUUCACUCUCACCAUCACCAACAUGAUAUAUAAUAUCUACCAUUUCGAAGAAAAACAAAA